AGAGAGAGAGAGAGAGAGAGGAGAGAGAGAGAGCCGCUACAUUACUCACACCGGUUUCAUUACUCCGUGGGAGCAGGGGAAGUCGGUCCACGGCGUUUUUCUCGCUGACUGUUUUCUGACUUUUAUCCCUCUCUUCCGGCCACCUUUGAGGAUGUAUUUUGAAGUAUGAACGGCGUUUUCCUUAGUGGGUUUUCGUCUUCUUUAAGUCUUACUUCCUCCACUUCCAUCUGUUAAAUUUUCACCUUCACUUUUUUUAAUGCUAGCUCACAUUUUUUCCUCAUUUUUGUUCGCAGGACCACCGAGGAAAUAUUUUCGUAAUUUUAAUAGAUGCACUUAAAAAAAUCCGCAUCGAACCAGUUUGUGAGCGUUUCGACUCAUAAUUUUAACUUUACUUUUUCUUCUUCAUGACACAGACGCAAAUUUAUGACCUUUUGGCUUUCCAUAGCAGACAUCCAUUCUGAUUGUUUACAUGUUUCACUUUGAUCUGGUUUAGUUUUUUUUUUUUUUAAAUCCCUUGUUUAGUUAAAAAAACAAAAAUCCCAGCGUGUUUUUCCGCCGGGAAACAAGCCGGACACGUUUCGGUGGAUUUUUAAGUUCUCUCCGUGUAGUUUCGUGUGUUUUAGUUUUUUUGAGAGCUAAAAUGCCACAGUUGUCGGGCGGCGGAGGAGACCCGGAGCUCUGCGCUACCGACGAAAUGAUCCCGUUCAAAGACGAAGGAGACCCGCAGAAGGAGCAGAUCUUCGCCGAACUCAGUCUCAGAGAGGAAGGAGACCUGGCAGACAUCAAGUCCUCUCUGGUCAACGAGUCGGAGAUCAGCCCCAACAGCAACAGCCACGAUGCAGCAACGCAGUCCCAAAUACCGCAAGAUUCAUAUCAUGAAAACAGAGAUCAUCCAGAUGACAGAAAGCACCAAGACCUCUACAGUAAAGGCCAUCCAUACCCAGGCUACCCAGGCUACAUCAUGAUGAGCAACAUGAACGACUCCUACAUGAACAAUGGCUCCCUCUCACCUCCUAUACCCAGAACGUCCAACAAGGUUCCAGUGGUUCAGCCGUCCCAUGCAGUCCAUCCACUUACCCCACUGAUCACAUACAGUGAUGAGCACUUUGCUCCAGGAUCUCAUUCCGGCCAUCACCCCCAGGAUGUCAACAACAAAGGUAUGCCAAGGCAUCACCCCGGACCAGACAUGCCCAACUUCUAUUCCCUGUCUCCUGGAGGAGUGGGGCAGAUCACACCACCGCUGGGAUGGUUUUCACACCACAUGGUGCCAGGCCCACCCGGCCCCCACGCCACAGGGAUCCCCCACCCGGCCAUUGUUAACCCACAGGUCAAACAUGAACCUCCGCAGAAAACUGACAUCAUGCAUAUGAAACCCCAACACGAACAGAGAAAAGAGCAGGAGUCCAAAAGACCGCACAUCAAGAAACCGCUAAACGCCUUCAUGCUGUACAUGAAAGAGAUGCGUGCAAAUGUGGUUGCCGAGUGCACGCUGAAGGAGAGCGCUGCCAAUCAGAUUCUAGGACGGAGGUGGCAUGCUUUAUCUCGGGAAGAGCAAGCUAAGUAUUAUGAGCUAGCCCGCAAGGAGCGGCAGCUCCACAUGCAACUCUACCCAGGCUGGUCUGCUCGAGACAAUUAUGGAAAGAAGAAGAAGCGGAAGAGGGAGAAGAUGCAGGAAUCGGCCACAGGAGGAAAACGGAACAAUUUCUCCACAUGCAAAGCGAAGGCAGCAGCUACAGGCUCUCUUCUAGAGAUGGAGGCCUGUUAGAUUCCAUGAAGACCUUUUAAAAUGUCCAAACUGAAACCUCCAGUUCUCAGAGGACCACAGUCCCCCCGUCACAUGCCGCUCCCCCAACCACCAAAAACUCUUCACACCCUCCCUGAAGACGCCUGCUGUAGAGACAAUGAAGACAAUCGCCCUCACACCAUCACACUGUCACAGAAAACUUUUUUUUUUUUUAAAAAUACGAUCAGCUUUACUGCACUGAGAAGUAGCAGUGAUUUUUUUUUUUUUUUUUGACGUGUGCAUAAACACUCCAAACACCUGUUUAAGUUAUUGUAAGUUAUUUUUCCACUUCCUGUGUGUAGCCGUCUCAGCUGACAUUUACUCCCUCGGCAUCUCUACCCUUUUUUUUUUUUCCUCACUGGACUUUUGAGACCAUUUGGGCUUUUGCCCGACUGACCAAACACCUCUAAAGAUGGAGCGAUUUCAUCGUUACCUGCGAAACGUUCUCACUGUGCCAUUUGGUUCCGCUGACCAACUGGUGCAAAAAUGAUCAUUUCAAUUUCCUUUUAGACUGAAUUUUAUUUUGAAUGCUUUUUAUAUCUUGAACCCUUGUUUCAGUUUUUUUGUGUAUAUUUUGUUUGUGUUUUUUUAUAUAGUGGUAUAUAUUAAAUAAGCUUUGGACACAGGAAAGCCAUUUUUUCUUGUUGAAGCAUCUUGCAGAAAAUUUAAUCUUAAGGCUUCUUUUGAUAACUAUUUGUAACAAAUAGUGACCUCAAGUCUGGCUCAGAUGUAAAAUAAUGCUCAGUAUGUGUACUUUUUAAAACUGUCAGGAUAAUGUCGAUUUUCUUGGUAUUUUUGCAGG
Molecule: messenger RNA, 2585 nt
Organism: Thalassophryne amazonica
Lineage: Eukaryota; Metazoa; Chordata; Actinopteri; Batrachoidiformes; Batrachoididae
Gene: lef1
Product: lymphoid enhancer-binding factor 1
Biological process (GO): regulation of transcription by RNA polymerase II; canonical Wnt signaling pathway
Cellular component (GO): beta-catenin-TCF complex
Molecular function (GO): DNA-binding transcription factor activity, RNA polymerase II-specific; RNA polymerase II cis-regulatory region sequence-specific DNA binding
Source: RefSeq, a predicted model, not a curated record